AUCCGCCUAUCCCUACUGUAAACAGUCCGCCAUUUUUUGGACGCCGGAGCAUGUGAGGCAAGAAUGGCUCCUAAGCGAUUUAGGUGUUUUGUUGUUGGAUGUAAUAAUGAACAUUACAGUCGUCAUUUACUCCCGACAUCCGAGCCGCUGAAGACGCAGUGGACUAGUUACGCUUUUAAAGGGAACGUGCCUCCCGAUCUUCCUAAAUGCGUCUAUGUCUGCUCCAAUCAUUUCACAUCAGACUGCUUUGCAAACGAGGGGCAGUAUAAAGCAGGUUUUGCUAAAAAGUUGGUCUUGAAGGAUGGGUCGGUCCCAACGGUUCGUGACCCAGCUUCACCUCCAGAAAAACACUUCGUUGAGGGCCGGCCGACCCCUGCUCAUCCCGACCCUGUGCCAGCACUGAUAGAUGAGCGUAGUAAGAUACCAACAGUGUCUGAAGCACCAAGAGAAGGACUGCGAGACAACCGCAAACCAGACAAUGCUGAAAACAUCAGGUGUGAUCGACAAGGCGUUUCCAUUGUUAUUAAAGAAGAGAUGGUAGCAGAAUCAAUAAUGGAGGACAUCACUACAGAGGAGAGCACUGUGCUCAUUAAGAUGGAGUGCACAGAUGACCAACCCCAGACAGAUGAAACACAGGGGGAACUGGAAAGAUUGAAGACUCUUCUCACUCAAAAAGAAAAAGAAAAUGACUUGCUAAGAGAGAAAAUACAAACCCACCAGGCUCUUUACCCACUGACACCAGAGACUGUAAAUAACAGCAGUGUCCCGAACUACUUCAAAUACUGCACUGGAUUCACUUACGAUCAAUUUAACGAACUGUGCAGAUUUUUCGCCCUUCCAGAUAAUGAAACGGACCCACAAACUCACAUCCCCUUGACAUGUGAUAAACUGAACAGGCACCUCCGCCACAUGCCUUUACGUCAACAGUUUCUACUUGUACUUCUGAAACUAAGACAAAACUUUGACUUGGAAGAGCUAGCUUUCAAAUUUCAAAGUGACAUGCAAAGUGUUAGGACUUUAUUCAGUUCAUGGAUUGACUUCAUGUAUGACAGGCUUGGUAAUCUGUCUGUUUGGCCACACCGGGACAUCAUUGCAGAAAACAUGCCCGACAACUACAAAGAAGAGUUUCCAACAACUUUUGCCAUUCUUGACUGCACAGAGAUAAAGAUCGAGAAACCUAGCUCACCUUUAGUACAAAGUCAGACUUGUUCUAACCGUAAGUCUACUAACACACUCAAGUCUCUGAUAGCCUGUGAUCCUCGUGGCUCCAUUAUGUUUGCAUCUAUGCUAUACAAAGGAUCAAUUUCUGACCAAGAGCUGUUUAGACGAUGCGAAAUCAAAGAUUUACUGAAAGGUCUGCUUCAGUGUGGCCACCUUAAGAGAGGUGAUGGGCUGAUGGUGGACAAGGGCUUUCUCAUUGAGAAAGAUGUGAAGGAGCUUGGCCUUCAACUAAACAUUCCUCCUUUUGCAAAUCUUCACAUGCCAGUCCCAGAUGUUCAGAUAGCAAAGACAAUAGCCAAACACAAAGUGCAUGUAGAAAGAGCAAUAGCCAACGUCAAAACAUUUAAGAUAGUGUCUGGUAGAAUCCCUAAUUACAUGUUAGAAAAUAUAAAUCAGAUAUGGUGGGUGGUGUGUAUGUUGUCAAAUUUCCAGCGACACAGCAUUCAGGCAUAGAUUGCUGAAGAAACCACAUAGAGACAGCAAAGUGCUGCAGUUAAUUCAUGGCCAUGAUUGCUCUCUUCCUGUCACGCAAGUUAUUACAAUACAUUUUGUACCCCAUUUUUAACCUUUUUAAAUUAUAUUGUGAAAGUUUUUCUUUUGUAAUAAACAAUGGCUGACUGCAAA
Molecule: messenger RNA, 1845 nt
Organism: Carassius carassius (crucian carp)
Lineage: Eukaryota; Metazoa; Chordata; Actinopteri; Cypriniformes; Cyprinidae
Exons: 4
Coding region: 64-1674 (536 amino acids)
Source: RefSeq, a predicted model, not a curated record